CGGGGCCACCACGCAGCCAUGGAUGCGCCGCGGGUCCUCGGCAACUUCGUGGUGUGGGACUACGUGGUGUUCGCCGGCAUGCUGCUCAUCUCGGCCGUCAUCGGCAUCUAUUAUGCCUUCGCUGGGGGCGGCCAGCAGACCUCCAAGGACUUCCUGAUGGGUGGCCGCAGCAUGACCGCCGUGCCCGUGGCGCUGUCCCUCACCGCCAGCUUCAUGUCAGCUGUCACCGUCCUGGGUACCCCUGCUGAGGUCUACCGUUUUGGGGCCAUGUUCAGCAUCUUUGGUAUCACCUACUUCUUUGUGGUGGUCAUCAGUGCGGAAGUCUUCGUCCCCGUGUUCUAUAGGCUGGGGAUCACGAGCACCUACGAGUAUUUAGAACUUCGAUUUAACAGAUACAUUCGUCUGUGUGGUACUAUCCUCUUCAUUGUUCAAACAAUUCUGUAUACUGGAAUUGUUAUUUACGCCCCUGCCCUGGCUUUGAAUCAAGUUACAGGAUUUGACCUGUGGGGCGCAGUAGUAGCAACAGGGGUGGUCUGCACAUUCUAUUGCACACUGGGUGGUCUUAAAGCAGUUGUCUGGACAGAUGUUUUUCAAGUUGGAAUCAUGGUAGCUGGAUUUGCAUCUGUGAUUAUACAAGCUUCAAUAACUCAAGGUGGCAUCAGUACAAUUAUAAGUGAUGCUUCUAAUGGAGGAAGAUUGAACUUCUGGAACUUUAAUCCUAAUCCUUUGCAAAGACACAGUUUCUGGACAAUUAUCAUUGGAGGGACCUUCACGUGGUCCACAAUCUACGGUAUCAACCAGUCCCAAGUGCAGAGAUAUAUUUCCUGUAAAAGCAGACUUCAUGCAAAAUUGUCUCUCUACAUCAACCUUGUGGGCCUCUGGGUGAUCCUUAUCUGCUCUGUGUUCUGUGGGCUUGCCUUGUAUUCCAGAUACCAUGACUGUGAUCCUUGGACUGCUAAGAGAGUGUCACAAGCUGACCAGCUUAUGCCUUAUUUGGUACUUGACAUUUUGCAAGAUUAUCCAGGAGUCCCUGGACUUUUUGUGGCCUGUGCUUACAGUGGGACAUUAAGCACAGUGUCCUCCAGCAUUAAUGCCUUAGCAGCGGUAACUGUAGAGGAUCUCAUCAAACCAUACUUCAAAUCACUCUCAGAGAGGGCUCUUUCUUGGAUUUCCCAAGGAUUGAGUGUGCUGUAUGGAGCCCUGUGCAUUGGAAUGGCUGCUGUGGCAUCGCUCAUGGGAGCUUUGUUACAGGCAGCACUCAGCAUAUUUGGCAUGGUUGGUGGACCACUACUGGGCUUGUUUUCUUUGGGCAUUUUGGUUUCCUUUGCCAACUCAGCAGGAGCACUUGCUGGUCUGUUGGUGGGCUUUGUCAUUUCUUUAUGGGUAGGAAUUGGAGCUCAACUUUAUCCUCCCCUUCCUGAGAGAACUAUGCCAUUGGCCCUUGAAACCUAUGGAUGUAACAACACAUAUAAUGGGACAAAUUUGAUGACAACCACAGAAAUGCCAUUUUCUACUAGUGCUUUUCAAACACACAACGUUGAAAGGACUCCACUGAUGGAUAAUUGGUACUCAUUGUCCUAUCUGUACUUCAGUACUAUUGGAACCUUGACAACAUUGCUUGUGGGGAUCCUUAUCAGUUUAGCAACAGGAGGAAGAAAACAGAAUUUAGACCCCAGAUUCUUACUAACAAAACAGGACUUUUUAUCCAAUUUUGAUAUUUUUAAGAAAAAGAAUCAUACUUUAAGCUAUAAAUCGCAUCCUAUAGAAGAUGGUGGAACUGAUAAUCCUGCCUUCAACCACAUUGAACUGAACUUCACAGACCAAAGUAGCAAGAUCAAUGGGACUCGCUUGUGAAGCAAUCCCAGUGCUUGAUGAUCUAUAUAGUGUCUUAAUUUUUUAUGUUUUGGGAUAAUUGGAUCAGAAUUUUUUCCCUAUCAUGAGUGUUUUGGAAGACACAUUUUUCUCCUGACUUCUUCACUUUGUACCCUGAUUUCUAAACGCUCUUUUGGAGUUGAAUUUCAACAACAGCAUCUCCCUCUCUUUCAGAUUUCAAUGGAGCUGUAGCUCUGAAUGCUAUGAUGACAUACAUGUUGAAAGGCUAGUACACAUAUAUACACAUAAUACUUCAUGAUCAAAGGCAUAUUCUUAUAUUUGGGCAUUAUUGAAAAUAUUUUUUCAUGCCUUUGGUGCUAACAGAUAAGUUUGGGGAUAUUUGCUAAAAUCAUACUAAAUACUGAAAGAGAUUUCUUUCCUUCUCCUCCAUACUAUAUGCCUAGGCAGCAGUAAAGUGCAGAUCAACAGAGUAUGCCUGCGUUGUAACUUUAAAGCUGACUCUGGCUCCAGAAGGUGGUAAACAAAAGCAUCCUGUCGGAGAGAAAAUAGGGACCCAAUGAUCAAGGUCAUCUUGAAUAUACUCUUGUGCCUUUUUUACUGCUGUCCGAGGUUCCUGACCAUUGGCUACUUAUCUUAGACUAUAGGCUGAAGUUUGUAUCUACAGCCCUAGUUUCUGACCCACCACCUUUAUUUUGUUGUGCAUUUUCCCUGUACCUGUUGUUCCCGUUUUCUGCUUGUUGUCCUGGCUUUGAAUAUGUCUUGAGACACCCAAUGUGUAUCAUGCCACUUCUGACCCUAAUUCACCGGACCCCAGCCUAUACAUUAAAGAUGUGCAGUAGUCUUGUACUGAACAGUGUGUGCUUCAUAGGCACUUAUGGGUUUGGUGACCCAAGAACAUUAUUUUUUUUUAAGUGGUUCAGUUCCGUGGAGUCAUACAAUUACCUUCAGUGCUACUACAUUGAUUCUCUGAAUUUCAAUUUAUUUGACUUCAUAAUGGCUGAAGGUGUACAUACUUAGAAAUAUUGAAAUCCCAGUAUAGUCAUACAUCGAAAGAGCUAAAUUCCAUUGUUAGACAGUGACUUCUUCUUCUCCUCCUCCUUUUUUUUUAUUUAAAAAAAAAAACUGUUCCAGACUUACUAAAUAUAUGCUUGUUCCAUCUCCUAACAUUUCAAGCAGCAGUCUCAAAGUUUUGUACUUAGUUGUUACUUGGCUAUGCUAAGAGUUUGAGUACAAAAUUUCUUUAGUAACUUAUUUUUUUUCUACAAUAUCCACAUUACAUACUGCUUAAAAGGAGUUUUAAAGUUUUUAAUAUUUUUUUAAAAGAUAAGAGAAAUAUUGACACAUACAAAUGUUUUAUAAUUUAUUUACAUACCUUUUGGUCUAUCUUAUUUAGGAAACCAUUACUCUGUACAUUUAGACAUUGUUAACUGACAUUAAAAACUAAAAUACUAAAAAAUAGUAGCAUUUAUUUGAAAGAGACUU
Nannospalax galili (Upper Galilee mountains blind mole rat) is the source of this 3315-nucleotide messenger RNA. RefSeq names its product solute carrier family 5 member 8 (gene Slc5a8). Gene Ontology annotation, molecular function: organic acid:sodium symporter activity. NCBI's taxonomy places the organism in Eukaryota, Metazoa, Chordata, Mammalia, Rodentia, Spalacidae. Gene Ontology annotation, biological process: sodium ion transport; propanoate transmembrane transport. Bases 19 to 1854 code for a protein of 611 amino acids. The record is from RefSeq and is a predicted model, not a curated record. Gene Ontology annotation, cellular component: membrane. The transcript is spliced from 15 exons.